GCGGUGCGGUGCGGUGCGGUGCGGGCGGGCGGGCGGGCCAGCCAGCGGCCCGCUGCCCUCUCCUCGCUGCUGCCUCGGCGGGGCCGCCCCCCACCCCCGGUCGCCGCCGCCAUCAUGCACCCCGUUUUCCAGAGCAGCCGCCGCGACUUCACUUUCGGGCCCUGGAAGCUGAGCGCCGCCCAGACGCACAUCAUGAAAUCGGCGCAGGCCGAGAGGUUGGCUGAUGAAUUGCACAUGCCUUCCCUGCCAGAAAUGAUGUUUGGAGACAAUAUCCUAAGAAUACAACAUGACCAUGGUUUUGGAAUUGAGUUCAAUGCAACAGAUGCUUUAAAAUGUGUCAAUAAUUGCCAAGGUAUGAUCAAAGUGGCUUGUGCAGAGGAGUGGCAGGAGAGCAGGAGUGAGACUGAGCACACUAAGGAAGUUGUCAAACCAUAUGACUGGACUUACACAACAGACUACAAAGGGACAUUGCUGGGAGACACUGUAACAUUGAAGGUUGUGCCUACAACAGAACACAUAAAUACAGAGAAAUUGAAAGCCAGAGAACAAAUUAUGUUUUUUGAAGAAGUCCUUUUGUUUGAAGAUGAACUUCAUGAUCAUGGAGUAUCUAGUUUGAGUGUAAAAAUAAGAGUUAUGCCUUCCAGCUUUUUUGUGUUAUUGAGGUUUUUCUUGCGAGUUGAUGGUGUACUUAUCAGGAUGAAUGAUACAAGGCUUCAUCAUGAGGCUGACAAGGCCUACAUGUUGCGAGAAUAUACAUCCAGAGAAAGCAAAAUAUCAAGUUUAAAGCAUGUUCCACCUUCCCUGUUCACGGAACCUAAUGAGAUCUCUCAGUAUCUGCCUAUAAAGGAGACAAUUUGUGAAAAGCUAGAAUUUCCAGAGAAGCUGGAGCCUGAACCACAAGCAUCACUGGAAAGCACGUGUGUGGAGUCUAAAUAAAUGUGACUUUACAUGGACUUGAAGUAGACUGGAAAUCAUGUGAUCAUGUCACCAUUACUGUUGGGGGGGGGUGGUUUCACUAUUUGUGGAAUAAAGAGUUUGGCUAAGUUUUCUGUAGCCCUAAAUGAAAAGAGAACUUAUUUCAAGCAGGUUUUGAUGAUUUUUAUUGUUUUAUGUUUUUUUUAUUUCAAAACUGUAUCUGGAGUUAAUGAUAGACUGGAGGUGAAUUAGUCUUAAAUGGCAAUGGAGAAAGACUCCCAUAAUGAAGCAUUUGGGUUCUGUUUAGUUCAGUGGUUAGGAAGGAGUAUUGCCUGGACCCUCCACCACAAACACUUCCAAGAAGAUUUUCUUGUUCUUGCUUCAGAUACCAAGAGCCUAUUACAGUUCACAAGACUAUAGAGAAAUCUGUAGUUUAAAAAAAGUUUGUUCCCUCUGUGUAUACUUUGGGCUUUCAGUCUUAAGCUAUGCAUUUUGCUUGGGGCUCCCCCUGCUGCAAGCUGAUAACCAAUUAAGCCACUUCUUGGAAUCUCUCAUCUGGCCUUCUUACUUAGCAAUAUUCAUUUUAUCUGUGAGCAACUUUAAGGAGCAAAAAAUAAUUGCAUUUGUUAGACCCUAUGUAAAGGUAAAAAAUACUUUAUUCAUGAGCCAUCAGCUUCAGAGCAGAAAAAAAGCUGAGGGAUGUCAACCAUAUUUCUCCAGACAGCUCUGGAAACUGUUACUUGGGUUAGGUGAGCUGCAAAGGUCAUAUGCUUUCUUGGAAAUGCAUUGCUGUACUGACCUUCUGUUGGGCAUAUCAGCUAGUUCUCAUGUGUCGUAGUUAUGCUGCCCUGAUGAUCAAAUUGUUAAAUUCCAGGGUAGUUUUGGCUACUGAACUGAGGGGAGCUUUUAGUAUCUCAUCUCUAAAGGAUGCUGGUAUUUCGAAUUUGAGAACUACAAGCUUACAUAGCUUUAAAGGAAUGCUAUCAUGUAUUCCAGAUAUGUAAUUUUCAUUCAUCUUCUAAGUUCUUUAAAUUUUAAUAGAUGUGUUCAUAUGCACAUUCACAAUUUUAACUCAACAUUUUAUGGAUUAAACAUUUACAUAAUUUAGUUUCCAAAAGAAAUUUAAUGUUAAUGAUUUGCCAUAAGAAUGAGGGAGUUAGACUAGUUUAGGUUUACUGUUCAUACUUGCUGUUAAGUGCAAGAAGCAAAUGACAUAGUGAAAAUAAGCCUUGUGGAAAACCUAAAGUAAUUUAAGAAAAUGGCGAAUAAGGAUGUAUGCAUUUUAAUCUCUUAGAGUUUUUUUUUCUUAAAAUUCUAAAUAUUCUACACUGCGUACACUUCAUACCAACAGUCUACCCCAAACCUCAGCGUAUACCCAGUUCUUUCACUUAAAGAUGACCCUGAAAUUUUUAGAAAAAGUAUACAGCUAUCUAAGUGACUAUGGUCUUAAUAAAAACAAACUUGCAUUGUUUUACCUUGUUCUGCACCUGCCUUGCUCUAUUUAAGGCACUCUGGUCUAAUGAAUUGAUCAUAAGAUUGAAAAGCAGGAAUUAACUGGAGUUCUUAUCAUUGAUUUAUACUUUAACCAUGGGGAAGUCACUGGACUUGUGUGCCUCUGUUCCUUGUCUGUAAAAAUGGGAUUAAUACAUGCCUAGUUUACUGAGGGUGUGUGAGGAUUAUUUUGUAAAAUGCUAUUUUUUUCCUGAAUAUACCUUAGCCUUAUCUUUGUAAAGAAUUAUUGCCAAAAAACACCCCCCCACACUUAUCUAUGGGAUAAAGUGAGUGAAGUGAAAUUAAAACACUAUCUCUGGAUGAAAUGAUUAUCAGGCAGGUAUGAUUUGGAGUGAGUGAAUUUAGGGCUAUUUUGAAGUGGGGAUGAUAUCCUGUAUAUUUCCCCUCCCUUUUUUCCUCUACCUUCCUGAACUUGUUUCCUAAUAAAGACUUCAGCAUCAAGAUGAAGAAGAGUGGGUGUACUUGGCAGCAAAUGAAUAUAACAUGAAUGUGAUUAAAAUUAAUUUCACAGUAGCGAUAAUUUAGGUCUCUACAUGGCAGAGAAUAAAAAAGGAGGAAACAAUAAAUGGGGGUGGAGGCAUAUUUUGCCUGUGAAAAUAAAUCAUGGUACUUUUUUAUGCUAAGUGUAUACUAUUUUACAUGCCUUAGAGGCUUAGAAAAACACAAAGUCAAAACUGGUAGUGAUGGAGAGGGCAUCUGACAAAGUGCUGGCAAGAAGGAAAUACAUUUUUGCAAUUCAUAAUUAAAGCUUUUUCAGGUUUGGUGAGUGAUACUGACAUUAAACUUCCUGGGGCUGUAGUGGGGAAAACACACGGAACUGACACCUAGUGUUCUGAAGGGUGCUGUGCAUGUUUAGCUUACACUGUGUAUUUUAUGCUGUCCACACUGAUUUAUGAGCUGCUGAUACAGUUGUCUUGGUUGGACUUAAAUCUCUGAAUAUAUAGAUAACUGACAGCCAUCUCUUUUGGGUGCUGUGCAUUUGAGUGGAACACACAUGUUGGAGAAGUCACAAGGUGAUGUUCAGAAAGUUAGAGUUCCCACAAAAUAAAACAUGAAACACUUCUUGUGACUCUCUUACAACAUGUGGGUUAUCAGGAAGCAGUAAAAUAAAGUGGUAUACUACAAGCUCUCUGGUGCAAAUUUUCUAGGAAAAAAAGAAGAGAUGUAUGCUUUUGAGCAGAGGGAGUGGGGUAAUUCUCCAGCUAUUUUGUGGUGAGUCUAACAUGUGGUGGUUUAUAUUCUUACUUGUAUGUUGCUAAAUAAAAUUUACCCAACAUUUUAUAGUUCUGUUUUUAUCUGAGCAAAAUAAAAUGAAAUAACUGCUUGUCA
Messenger RNA from Rhea pennata, 3756 nucleotides. RefSeq names its product TOR signaling pathway regulator (gene TIPRL). Bases 115 to 936 code for a protein of 273 amino acids. Gene Ontology annotation, biological process: TOR signaling. The transcript has 7 exons. The record is from RefSeq and is a predicted model, not a curated record. Gene Ontology annotation, cellular component: cytosol. NCBI's taxonomy places the organism in Eukaryota, Metazoa, Chordata, Aves, Rheiformes, Rheidae.